GGAGGGACAAGCGCCCCGCGGCUCCGCCCCGGCCUCCAUCCCCGGCUCCCCGGCCAUGGAGCGCCAAGUCCAGCGGCUGCGCCAGGCGUUCCGGUCGGGCCGGACGCGCCCCCUGCGCUUCCGCCGGCAGCAGCUGGAGGCCCUGCGGAGGAUGGUGCAGGAGCGCGAGGAGGACAUCCUGGGGGCCCUCGCCCGAGACCUGAGCAAGAGUGAAUUGAAUGCGUACAGUCAGGAAGUCAUCACGGUCCUGGGGGAGAUUGAUUUUGUGCUGGGGAACCUUGCUGAAUGGGUUUCCGCGAAACCGGUUAAGAAGAACCUGUUCACCCUGUUGGAUGAGGCCUAUAUUCAGCCUCAGCCUCUGGGACUUGUCCUGAUCAUCGGUGCUUGGAACUACCCCUUCGUCCUCACCAUGCAGCCUCUGGUGGGAGCCAUUGCUGCAGGAAAUGCUGUGAUUGUAAAGCCUUCAGAACUAAGUGAAAAUACGGCCAAUAUCUUGGCAAAGCUCCUCCCUCAGUAUUUAGACCAGGACCUGUAUGCGGUCAUUAAUGGUGGUGUUGAGGAGACCACGGAGCUUCUGAAGCAGCGAUUUGAUCACAUCCUGUAUACAGGAAACACUGCAGUUGGGAAAAUUGUUAUGGCAGCUGCUGCCAAGCACCUGACGCCUGUGACCCUUGAACUGGGAGGGAAAAGUCCAUGUUACAUUGAUAAAGACUGUGACCUAGAUGUUGUUUGCAGACGCAUAACCUGGGGAAAGUUCAUGAAUUGUGGCCAAACCUGCAUUGCUCCUGACUACAUCCUGUGUGAAGCCACCCUCCAGGAUCAAAUCGUGCAGAGGAUUAAGGACACUGUGAAGGAAUUUUAUGGGGAAAAUAUAAAAGAGUCUCCUGAUUAUGAAAGGAUCAUCAAUCUUCGUCAUUUUAAGAGAAUAAAAAGUUUGCUUGAAGGACAAAAAAUAGCUUUUGGUGGGGAGACCGAUGAGGCCACACGCUACAUAGCCCCAACUGUACUUACUAAUGUUGAUCCUGAAGCUAAGGUGAUGCAAGAAGAAAUUUUCGGACCAGUUCUUCCAAUAGUGCCAGUGAAAAAUGCAGAUGAAGCCAUACAUUUCAUAAAUGAACGUGAAAAACCCCUGGCCCUCUACAUAUUUUCUCAUAACAAUAAGCUCAUCAAGCAGAUGAUUGAGGAGACGUCCAGUGGCGGUGUCACGGGCAACGAUGUCAUCAUGCACUUUACUCUUAAUUCUUUGCCCUUUGGAGGUGUGGGUUCCAGUGGGAUGGGAGCUUAUCAUGGAAAACACACCUUUGAUACUUUCUCUCACCAACGUCCCUGUUUAUUAAAAAGUUUGAAGGGAGAAGGUGCCAACAAGUUGAGAUACCCUCCCAACAGCCAGUCCAAGGUGGACUGGGCAAAAUUUUUCCUGCUAAAACAAUUCAACAAAGGAAAACUGGGUUUCCUGUUGCUAAUGUGCGUGGCAGUGGCGGCAGCGGUGUUCGUAAAGAAAUAUCAAGUUGUGCUGAAGAGAAACACGCUGUUGGUUUGUCUGAUAGUUCAAAGACUGCGUUGGCCCAGUAAACAACGAUGAACAAAUUUCACAGCCCCGCGGUAUUGAAAAUGAGGUUGUGUACUACUGAAGACUGACCCUGCUCAACCUCCUGGUUGCCUCUGCUGAGUUAUUCUUCUACUAAAUGGUUAGCAAACCAGUAAAUUUUAAAUCCUGCCAAACCCAGAAAGUAUAUAAAUACUCUGUAAUCGCACCUAGAAAUCAUUGCCAUUUACCACUAAUGAAACCUGCUAUUUCAGCCAAAUUCUUGCAUUUCCCAGUAGUGAGGGUAUUCAGGGAACUUAGAUGGUGCUGGCAAGAAUGUGUCUGGCUAAACUCAGACUCCUCGGGGCUGUACAGGAGGCUCAGCCUGCUCCGUGACUUUGCCUCCAAUUCCGUCUGUGCCCCACUAACACUGCUGUUCUGGCAAAGUUUUCAGGGGUACACCACCACUCAGGGCUGCCAGAAAUCUUCUGUAUUCUGGAGUGGUGAGGCUACAUCCUUCCAGCUCCCUUUGAAAUUUGAGGCACUGAAACUGGGGGAUACACAUUUAUGUACCUCACCCACUGAUACGUGAGACCAUGACCUUUGGGAGUUGGCUCUCUGGUCGUACAUGCCAUCUGGCCCACGGUCUUUAUCUUUCUUGAUCCUUGUCCAAUACUGGCAUGUGGUGGUUUGUGACGGUGUGUUGUGGCUGGCCAGAGUGCUUUUUGUAACUACACAUACUAUACUGGAUCUUAACCAGAAGGCCAAGAAACGGCGAUUUUUGUGUCACCCACAGCAUCUUGUAAAUCCUAGGGCUCCCUAGAAGAUCACUGCCAGCUCUACACACACAUCGUCAGUCAUGCAUGUGAUGUUAGAGGGUCAUAAUUCUGCAUCUUAGAAAAACCUAAGUGGCAGUUUUAAAAUUCUCUAAUAGAUAGAGUUGUAAAAAUACUGACAGGUGCAGUGUGUGUGCCAACAGUGGCAGCCGUUGCAGAAGCUGAGGCCGGGGGAUUCCAUGGUCCCAGGACUUCCGAGCCCAGCCUGGGAAACAGUGAGCCGCCCUCCUCCCAAAAAAUUCCCCAUAACAUCCUAUGUUCCAAGUUAUAUAGAUUUAAUUUUUUUUCAUUUUAUUUUUAUUCAUUUGAGAGAGAGAAGGAGAGAGGCAUAUAGAGAGAAUGGGUGUUCAGCAGUAUGUGCAAGCAUAUGCUGAUGUGGGUUCUGGGGAAUCAAACCUGGGUUCUUUUGGCUUUACAGACAAGUGCCUUAACUGCUAAGCCAGCUCUCCAGCCCUAGUUUAGUUCAGUUUUGUUUUUUUAAGGUAGGGUCUCACUC
Molecule: messenger RNA, 2857 nt
Organism: Jaculus jaculus (lesser Egyptian jerboa)
Lineage: Eukaryota; Metazoa; Chordata; Mammalia; Rodentia; Dipodidae
Gene: Aldh3a2
Product: aldehyde dehydrogenase 3 family member A2
Exons: 11
Coding region: 56-1582 (508 amino acids)
Biological process (GO): aldehyde metabolic process
Cellular component (GO): cytoplasm
Molecular function (GO): aldehyde dehydrogenase (NAD+) activity
Source: RefSeq, a predicted model, not a curated record